UUAUAACAUUGUCAUGUCCGCGACAUUGUUGUCACAUCGUGCCGAAACAUGUUGAUUACAAUGUUGGUUUGACUCUCCACCACACUACAGAGCGACGGUGAACCAAGACGGACAGCUUCUUGCUAAUAAUUAGUAGUCAGUGUGUUGAAGAAGCAGCAUGAAAGAGGAUUAUUUGUGAAAGGAGAGCUCCAUCCACGUGCCAUGUCUUUGGUUUUCCCCCGGCCGAACACCAACACAGUCCACGGCAAGAAGGAUAAGAGACUGAUGGCGGAGGUGAACGCGUCGCCACUCAAGCAUUUUGUCACAGCGAAGAAGAAGAUUAAUGGGAUCUUCGAGCAGUUAGGGGCCUACAUUAAGGAGAGUGCCUCCUUUCUGGAAGAUGCUCACAAAAAUGAAGAGCUGGACCCAGUUACCACAGAAGAGCAGGUCCAGGAGGUUCGAAGUUACCUGACCAAGGUUGCUGGGAUUGGGGAAGUGCUCGCCAGGAGGCACAUGAAGGUGGUGUUCUUUGGGAGGACCAGUAAUGGGAAAAGCUCAGUGAUCAACGCCAUGCUGUGUGACAAGGUGCUGCCUUCUGGAAUCGGACACACCACCAACUGUUUCCUAAGGGUGGAGGGAACGGAUGGAAACGAGUCCUUUAUCCUGACUGAAGGCUCAGAGGAGAAGAAGAGCAUUAAGACGGUGAACCAGCUGGCCCAUGCUCUCCACCAGCACGAGGACCUGGAUGCAGGCAGCUUGGUCUGUGUUAUGUGGCCUAAAGCCAAGUGUGCUUUGCUGAGGGAUGAUCUGGUCUUGUUGGACAGCCCAGGUAUUGACGUGACCACAGAACUGGACAGCUGGAUCGACAAGUUCUGCUUGGAUGCUGACGUGUUCGUUCUUGUGGCAAACUCUGAGUCCACGCUGAUGCAGACGGAGAAGUCGUUUUUUCACAAAGUCAACGAGCGGCUGUCCAGUCCCAACAUCUUCAUCCUUAACAACCGUUGGGACGCCUCCGCCUCAGAACCGGAAUACAUGGAUGAGGUGCGGAGGCAGCAUAUGGACCGUUGUACCAAUUUCCUGGUCCAUGAGCUGGGCGUCGUGGACCAAGCUCAGGCCAGCGACCGCAUCUUCUUCGUCUCGGCCAAGGAGGUUCUUCAGGCGCGUGUGCAGAGAGCUCAAGGAAUGCCUGAAACAGGUGGAGCUCUUGCUGAGGGAUUUCAAGCUAGAAUGUUUGAGUUUCAGAACUUUGAGAGGCGAUUUGAGGAGUGCAUCUCCCAGUCGGCGGUGAAGACCAAGUUUGAGCAGCACACAGUGCGUGCCAAGCAGAUCUCUGAAGCCUUGCGGCACAUCAUGGAUGCAGUGCACAUUGCCGCACAGGAGCAGAGGGUCUACUGUCUUGAGACCAAAGAAGACCGUCAAGAGCGACUGGAGUUUAUCGACAAGCAGUUGGACCUACUGACUAUGGACUGUAAGACCAAGAUCAAGAAGAUCACAGAGGAGGUGGAGAGGCAGGUGUCUAAUUGCAUGGCGGAAGAAAUCAGGAAGCUCCACGUUCUAGUAGAUGAUUUUCACAUGGACUUCCACCCAUCCUCAGUGGUCCUGAAAGUCUACAAGAAAGAACUCCACCGGCAUAUAGAAGAGUGUUUGGGCCAGAACAUGUCAGAGAGGUGCUCCACCACCAUCACCGGCGCUCUUCAAACCACACAGGCAGACAUGAUAGAGGGUCUGAAGCCUCUCCUUCCCAGUCCAGUCAGAGAGCAGGUGGACAAACUGGUCCCUCGCCAGUGCUUCAGUCUGAGUUAUGACCUGGCGUGUGACAAGCUAUGCAGCGACUUCCAGGAGGACAUCAGCUUCCACUUCUCUUUGGGCUGGACCAUGCUGGUCAGCCGCUUCCUAGGGCCCAAGAACACCCGGCGGGCCCUCAUGGGCUACAGUGAUCAGAUUCCUCGGUCCAUGGCACUGACCCCGGUCAGCACCAGCAUGCCUCCCUUCCCGCAAAACUCCAUGACCCAGGAGGAGCUGAUGGUCUCCAUGGUGACGGGACUUGCCUCCCUGACGUCUCGCACCUCCAUGGGCGUCCUUGUAGUCGGUGGUGUGAUCUGGAAGGCCGUGGGCUGGCGUCUGAUUGCCUUGUCCGUGGGUCUCUACGGCCUCCUUUUUGUCUACGAGCGCCUCACCUGGACCACCAGGGCCAAGGAGCGUGCGUUCAAGAGACAGUUUGUGGAGUACGCCAGUGAGAAGCUGCAGCUCAUCGUCAGCUACACGGGCUCCAACUGCAGCCACCAAGUCCAGCAAGAGCUCGCCGGGGUGUUUGCUCAGCUCUGCCAGCAGGUGGACGUGACCCGGCAGAACCUUGAGGACGAGAUGACCGAGAUGAACGGCAAGAUUGAGCUGCUGGACGCCAUGCAGAGCAAAGCCAAGCUGCUGCGGAACAAGGCAGGCUGGCUGGACAGCGAGCUCAACAUGUUCACCCAACAGUACCUUCACCACAGCAAGUAAUGUCGCCUCUCAGAUGACUAUUUAUUGGACUAUAUCAUGCAUCAACUACCUUAACGCUGUGAUAGAAGUCCUAGCAGAGAACAUUUAACCAGUUGUGACUAGCUUGGAACAUGACAGACACAAGUUUCAUAUCAUAGGCCAGGAAUUAUUAAAUGCAUGCAAAGGUUGAAGCUGGGGAAGGGACACACACACAGAGAAGGCAGGAAGGGACACACACAUAGAGAAGGCAGGAAGGGACACACACAUAGAGAAGGCAGGAAGGGACACACACAUAGAGAAGGCAGGAAGGGACACACACAUAGAGAAGGCAGGAAGGGACACACACAUAGAGAAGGCAGGAAGGGACACACACAUAGAGAAGGCAGGAAGGGACACACACAUAGAGAAGGCAGGAAGGGACACACACAUAGAGAAGGCAGGAAGGGACACACACAUAGAGAAGGCAGGAAGGGACACACAUAGAGAAGGCAGGAAGGGACACACACAUAGAGAAGGCAGGAAGGGACACACACAUAGAGAAGGCAGGAAGGGACACACACAUAGAGAAGGCAGGAAGGGACACACACAUAGAGAAGGCAGGAAGGGACACACACAUAGAGAAGGCAGGAAGGGACACACACAUAGAGAAGGCAGGAAGGGACACACACAUAGAGAAGGCAGGAAGGGACACACACACAGAGAAGGCAGGGAGGUACACACACACAGAGAAGGCAGGGAGGUACACACACAUAGAGAAGGCAGGAAGGUGUACACACACACACACACACACACAUAGAGAAGGCAGGAAGGGACACACACAUAGAGAGGGCAGGAAGGGACACACACAUAGAGAAGGCAGGGAGGUACACACACACAGAGAAGGCAGGGAGGUACACACACAUAGAGAAGGCAGGGAGGUACACACACACAGAGAAGGCAGGGAGGUACACACACGCAGAGAAGGCAGGGAGGUACACACACAUAGAGAAGGCAGGGAGGUACACACACGCAGAGAAGGCUUCAUCUCUGCAUGUAUGAAUAUUCACAACAAGAGAUAUGAAAGUAAAGUUCAGACUAAUAUUACAAAAUGUGUCUUUCUAUGCAACCAAUCUUUUUUUUUCAGUUAAAUCAUUUUUUGGGUUGAAUAUUUUUUUGGCUGCAACUUUGUUUUUUAUUUAUUUGGUCUGCAUAUUGUUUUUUUUUUGUUUGCAAAUAGUUUGAUUGGCUGCAAAUUGCUUUUUUUUUGUUGAAAAUAUUUUUUGGGGGUACCAAUUUUUUUUUGAAAUUACAAAUAUUACUUUUGGUUGCAAAUAUUUUUUCUGGUUUCUCCCUUUUUUUUUGGCUGCCAUUCUUUUUUGGGGUUGCAAAUAAUUUUGUGCCGCAAAUCGUUUGUUUUUUUGUUAAAUUUUUUGGGGCAGUAAAUUAUUGUUUUGAGUUAUAAAUAUUUGUCGUUUUAUUGAUUGCAUAUCUUUUUGCAAAACUUUCAAGGGUUACAAAAAAAAUGUUGGACUACAAAUCAUUUUUUUGGGUCGCAAAUAUUUAUAUUGGUUCCAACUCAACUUCAGCCUUGUGGGCGGGGCCUCCUCGGAACGAUAUGUUAUAAGCCUUUUUAUUGGCCAAUCUCAGAUGAUGGCGUGACUUCUGACUACUUCCACCUUCAAAACAUUUGGAGGGAAAACAGCAAAGACUUAAGUGUGAGUGCUAGUGACAAACAACAAGGCUUUUAACUACGCUGUCAAAAUAACAAGUUAACUCACGUAUUUAAUCCCAAAGAAUUAUCGCAUUAAUCAUGCUUAUACGCAGAUUAAUUUAUUGUGACCCCACAUGCCGCAAAUUCCCUUCAAAAUACACUCAGACAGAAUUUUAUCGAUAGUUUGAAGCAAAUAAAUGACGUGAAUUUAAGUAAAACAUUUAGGAAAAGUGUACAAAUAGUUGGCUCUUUUUUAAAAUGUCAUUUAAAUGAUUCAAAAUAGAAUGAACCUGUUAUUAUAAAUGAUUAAUCCAAAUUCACAAGUAUCAUUAAUCAGAUUUUUUUUUAAUCACUUGACUCCUUCUAAGGUUGAUGUUAGUCAUAAACUGAAAAACAUUUUUUUCACAAACCCCAAAAAUUAAUUGCCAACCCAAACUUUUUUGUAUGAACAUAUUUGGGGUGAUUUAAAUGCAUUUUUUUUUUCUUUUUUAAAUGAAUCUUUUUUUGUUCGGCAGCAUAAAAAGACACAUUUCCCUCCAUAUGAAUAUUUGAUUUUCCUAACAUUAAAGGAAUGUUCAACAUUGUUGCCACAUAUAGACACCUGGCUACAAAUCACUGCAUACAACUGAAACAUGUUCUUCUUUUUUAGUAUUCAACAGCAAUGCAAACAUCAAAAAAGGUUAUUGUCACCUAUUGACUGGGAAAAAGUAUGAUUUUGUAUAUAUAUAUUUAAGAAAAAUAUCUUCUCUUGUGUGUAAACAUGAAAUGGUAUUGCACAGUUGACAAUUAAAGAAAAUGCCACUCUGA
Messenger RNA from Entelurus aequoreus (snake pipefish), 4954 nucleotides. It is a transcript of the gene mfn2, whose product is annotated as mitofusin 2. Bases 202 to 2478 code for a protein of 758 amino acids. Gene Ontology annotation, molecular function: GTP binding; GTPase activity. Gene Ontology annotation, cellular component: mitochondrial outer membrane. NCBI's taxonomy places the organism in Eukaryota, Metazoa, Chordata, Actinopteri, Syngnathiformes, Syngnathidae. The transcript is spliced from 18 exons. The record is from RefSeq and is a predicted model, not a curated record. Gene Ontology annotation, biological process: mitochondrion localization; mitochondrial fusion.